AAUUCCGUGGACAGAGGAGCCUGGCAAGCUACAGUCCAUAGGGUCGCAAAGAGUCCUGCACGAUUGAAAUGACACAGCACUGCACGCAUAUAAGUUUAAACACAGUUAUGCCUGAAUCGAGAAAUUACAGGUGUUCUGUUAUUUCUGCUUGUAGACAAUAGGACGAGGCGCUUGUCUGGUUUUGUGUUUGUACGCCCAGCCCUCGCAAGCUAGCUGUUUCAAGGUGAGAACCGGAGCUCACCUGCGCUGGCCUCGCCUCUCCGGGAUCGCGCCUUGGGGCGGGGCUUGGAGAGCUUCCCGGCCUGCGCAGGGGCUUCUGGGAGAUGUGGUCCAGCCGCCAGGCCUCCGCGCUCGCUUGAGCCCAGACCCCAUCGUCUGGGCCUUCUGGGUCGGCGGUGCGGGUGUAUCGGGCUCAUUGCGUGGAACGAAGGCUGGUGAAGGCCCUGUGGCGGCCUCCAUGCCCAAGACCUCCAGGCCUAGAGAGGAACAAAACAGCUACCUGAGCAUGAAGGCCGCAGGAGGCCCCCCACAUGCAGGAGUUCCAUCUUUCGUGGAGACAACACCUCCUGAAACUCCCUCUGGAUGUUCCAGGUGGAGCUUGGAGAGGCUGAAGAGAGAUUCCACCAGCAGAGCCACUGGGCUGCGGGGAUUCCCUUCCUAACAGGGCGGGCAGGAUGUGGGACCACGUUGAAGCUGGAAUGACCUCAGAGGCUAAGGAGAAAGCACUGCCUUCUGAAGACUCUGUCCUUCUUCAGGAAGAGGAGGAAAUGCCCAGAUUACAGGAGCUAGUGACAUUCAAGGAUGUGGCUGUCGACUUUACCGAGGAGGAGUGGGAGCAUCUGGACCCUUCUCAGAGGCACCUAUACCGAGAAGUGAUGUUGGAGAACUUUGGGAAUCUCAUCUCCUUGGCAGGGCAUCUGCUGUCUGAACCAGAAAUGAUUUUCCAUUUUGAACAAGAUGUUGUGUGGAUGGAAGAAACAAUACCAAGAGGCUCUUAUUCAGGAGAUGAGCCCUACCGAUGUAUGGAAUAUUCUGGAGUCUUCCACUCAGGAUCUGCUCUGAGAAGGCACAAGAAGGAGCACAUGGGAAAGAAACCUCACACGUGUGAGGAAUGUGGGAAGGACUUCAGCCGGAGCUCAAACUUGUCCAUCCAUCGGCGAGUGCACACAGGUGAGAAGCCCUACAGAUGCAGUGUGUGUGGGAAGGACUUCAGCCGCAGCUCCAACCUCUCCAUCCACCAGCGCAUCCACACAGGUGAGAAACCCUUCAGCUGCCGUGAGUGUGGAAAGGACUUCAGCCGCAGGGCAGCCCUGCAGAUCCACCAGAGUGUCCACACAGGAAGGAAGCCCCACGCCUGUGAGGUAUGUGACAGGCGCUUCACCUCACGCUCUGCACUGGCUCGACACCAGCAGGGCCAUGCAGGAGACAAGGCCUAUCUGUGCGACACAUGUGGCCGGGGCUUCAGCCAGAGAGCCAACCUCUACCUGCACCAGCGUGUUCACACGGGAGAGAGGCCAUUCCGGUGCGAGGCCUGUGGGAAAUGCUUCAGCUGGAGCAAGGACCUGGGUAUCCACCGGAGAGUCCACACGGGUGAGCGGCCCUACAGAUGUGCGGCUUGUGGCAGGGACUUCAGGCAUCACUCAGCCCUCAAGAGGCACCAGAGGGUGCACACAGGGGAGAAGCCCUACCCCUGUGCUAUAUGUGGGAAGGGCUUCAGUCAGAGAGUCCACCUGAAGAUGCACCAGAAGGUGCACUGACGGGAGAGGCUUCCAGGAUUGGGCUCUGCACGUGUAGGUGUCUUCCAUGGGCAGGGCCAAUGCCAGGGCAUAAGUGCUGAGGUGCACAGCAUGGAUCAGGCUUAAUGAUAUAUGGUUGUUAGUAUUUAUACUGAAAAGAAGGGGCUUCCCAGGUGGCUCAGUGGUAAAGAAUCUGCCUGUCAGUGCAGGAGACACAGAAGACUCGGGUUCAUUCCCUGGGUGGGGAAGAUCCCCGGAGUAGGCAAUGGCAACCCACUCCAGUAUUCUUGCCUAGACAAUCCUAUGGACAGAGGAGCCUGGCGGGCUACGACUCGCUAAAGUUGGACUCGACUGAGUGACUGAGCAUGCUCUCGUAUAUAAAAGAGGAUACAUCAGCAGCACUUAGAUAGACGGAGAAAUAUUGAAAGAACACUUCCAGCCCUCCCAGAAGAUCUUUGUGUGCUCCUUCCCACUCACUGCCCCACAAAGGGAAUCACUAACCUGACUUCUAAAACUAUAGAUUGAUUUUGCAAGUUCUAGAAUAUCAUAUAAUUGAAAGUAUACAAUAUGUAAUCUUUCAUAUAGGACUUGAUUCACUCAGUGUUUGCAUCCAUGUUGUUGCAUGUAUUUAGAAGUUCAUUUAUAUUAUUACCGAGUAGUAUUCCAUUAUAUGAAUGAACCAGAGUUUGUCUAUUCACUUAUUGAUGGACAUUUACAUUUGGACUAUUUAUAGGUUUUCCAGGUUUUGAUUGUUAUGAAUAAAGCUGCUGUGAGCAUUUGGGUACAUA
Molecule: messenger RNA, 2524 nt
Organism: Capra hircus (goat)
Lineage: Eukaryota; Metazoa; Chordata; Mammalia; Artiodactyla; Bovidae
Product: zinc finger protein 239
Exons: 6
Coding region: 675-1757 (360 amino acids)
Biological process (GO): regulation of transcription by RNA polymerase II
Cellular component (GO): nucleus
Molecular function (GO): DNA-binding transcription factor activity, RNA polymerase II-specific; RNA polymerase II cis-regulatory region sequence-specific DNA binding
Source: RefSeq, a predicted model, not a curated record